Molecule: messenger RNA, 3099 nt
Organism: Toxoplasma gondii ME49
Lineage: Eukaryota; Apicomplexa; Conoidasida; Eucoccidiorida; Sarcocystidae
Product: glutamine amidotransferase-related, putative
Exons: 3
Coding region: 134-1690 (518 amino acids)
Cellular component (GO): cytosol
Molecular function (GO): hydrolase activity, acting on carbon-nitrogen (but not peptide) bonds, in linear amides
Source: RefSeq, a predicted model, not a curated record
ACUCUACGUCAAGUUUGCAUGGUUCCUAGCUUCAGUUGCUGUUGCACAGCUAUUCUUGCGUUAACAACCGUGUGACCUCUCCGUGUUGUAAACGGUGGCCGCCGACCCCUCUCGUUCAGAGAGUGUCUUCUCGAUGCUUGAACAUCUCGAGAGAGCCAUGUCUCUCACACUGGAAUUCUCGCGUACGGGUAAACCUUCCAUCGAUAAGAGUUUUUCUCCUGUGGACUCACCCUCCUUUUUUCGGAGCUGCGGUGACAGUGGGCUAACCACCACAACGGCAGCCAGUAACCAUACUGAUGAAACUUCGUCAGUAGCAUCUAAUACAGCCGCCGGACUACUCGCUGGUAAUCUUGCCGACCUUUACAGUGAUGAGGAAGUUCCGUUUUCCGCGAUGAUUCCCUCCAGAAGCAGCGCCAAGGCUUCUCAGGGGGAAGGCAUUACGAAGAUCGCUGACGACCAGAACCAGUUGAAAAUACCGUUGUCACAGUCGGGCGAAUUACUGGCAGAGCAAGAUAUCCCACGGGCACUUGACGACUUCGUGCGUGUUCUCGUGGUGACUCGAAGAUGGCUGCGCAAAGGUCGCCUCACCGGAUAUGUUAGUGAACUGCAUCUGGAGAUGUUGCAGAUUCAUAAUGCCGUGCCGGUAAUGGUUCCUAGAACUCCGUGGACCCGCGCCAUGCUGGAUGGUUUCAUGCCGAUGCAUGGAUUGUUGCUAGUUGAAGGCGAAGAUGUCGGCCCAUCACUCGAUCCAUACAGAGGCACUGCGUCAGUGGACCAAGUGCAGAAGCUUGAGGUGCAGUCGAUGCACCCUGGCGAGGUCACGUCUGACGAGGACCGAGAUGCUAUCGAGUUGGAGCUUCUUCAGCGGUGUCACAGGGAUGGCAUACCUAUAUUAGGAAUUUGUAGAGGGUGCCAGCUUAUCAAUAUAUUUCGCGGCGGUUCGCUUUAUUACGAUAUCGGUUUACAAGUCGGCAAAGAAGUGCAGCACAUCAACUAUAGCAACUACGAUCAACACCGACAUGGGUUGUGGGUAAAUGCUCGUUCGCCGCUCGCGAGUUUGUUCCGGGAGGAGUGUGAAAAAGGGCGCUCCUGCGGUGCGCUUCUAUCAGCCGAAGAUGUUCUAGAGCGUAUCCAGACUCCACAACCAGUGAUAUCCUCGCGUGGGGUAGAGGCACGUGCAGAGCCAGAACUGCAUCAAGAUGCCAGCACGAAAUCGGAGGUGAACGGGCUGGCCACAGCCUCAACAGGAAACGGUGCGGCUUCUGGUUCGGCUGAGAGAUGCAACGACGACACAUCAUGUUCUGGUCCCGAAACUGGAAGAGGCGACGUUUUUUUCAGUUUGCAAGUGAAUUCUUACCACCACCAAGGAGUGCGCCAGUUGGGCCAGGGUUUGUUUCCGAUUGCUUUUUCUGAAGAUGGUCUUGUCGAAGCUUAUUGUGACGAUGGCAUGAUGACGUCUGAAAGCCGGCAACCCGGAGCGGACCCGAAGGAUGGAAGCUGGCAAAAUGCCGAACGUGACACCAGGCGGCCCAGAGAACAUUUCGUGCUUGGUCUUCAGUUUCAUCCGGAGCGAAUGACGGAGGACUAUGCAGGAUGCCGGCGCAUAUUCGGGGCUUUCGUUGCGGCGUGUCGGAGGUACAAGAACGCUGCUGCUUCGGCUACAUCCACAGUGUCUCGCUCUAAGGAGUGAUCAUUUGAGUAACUGCUUCCCGUGAACAGAUCUUUGAAGCGGCGCUACCUGGCAGCAGUCACCAUAUUAGGCUAGAGUGCAUGUCUCUACCGUUUGUUUUCCGUUGACUCUGCUAGUCCUCGCUGCAGCGAUGUGUCGACACCCCUCGGUGCUGGCCGUCGUAGCGAUAGCAAGUCUAGCAGCCACAAGGUGGCGGUAGCCUGACGGAGGAUCCAAUUUGUUUUUGGGAGUCUUCAACGUAGAACAGCUGCCUGGUUUGGUGGUAGCUGGCUCAUAUGUACACCGAGUUUGGAACGCUGCAUACAUAGGGCGCGAUCGUGAUAAAGUUCACACACGGUAUGAUCGAGGGUGAUAUGUUCUUCUGUGUGAGGUUUGAAUGUUUUGUCUUCGAUGUUUCAUCGUUCCUUUGCGAAUUUUGGCUAUUAUACCUUGAGAGAGCGUGACGAUGCCGUCGCGGGGAUGAGCUCUGCCUGUUUCAUGCGGCCGACAUAAAGGGUUUUUAUAGAUGUUUCAUUCAUCUACCGAUUCAUUUUUGACGACGUCAUUCCCGUGUUGGGAAUUUUAAGACGUCUUUUUUCCAUUCCUUGUCAUGGGAUGUUGGCGUGCGUGUCUACAGUGUAGACACGUUUGUCUCUUGCAGCAUGGUUGUGUAGGUUGACUAAGGGGGGGAGAGAGACACGAGCAAAUGGGGGAAAACUAAUUGACGAUGUGCAUUGUCUUUGAACCACCUGGCUGAAUUGAACUGGCUGGUUUCAAUCAGCACGUCUGUACAGAUGGACUUGUCAAGGAAGCGGCUGACACUAAAGUCACGUGUACUGUUGUGGCGUUACUGUACUUUUGAAAAUGCGUUCCUUUUAUGUCUCUGGUGCCAGCUGUUUGGCAGUUGUCGUUUGGAUGGAGAUGUAAGGUGUGGCUACCGCUAAUGGUGACGACUUUUUUCUACGCUGCGACACGUGAACGUGAAGUUAGACACCAGGACGAUAAAGUCAUGGGUUGACAAUAAGCCCUGGGUUUACCGAGGCGCGGCAGAAUUAAACACUACCAUGAAGAAGCAGUGCAGUAUGUUUCUCUUUUCUGAGGAGACUAGGUGCUUGGACACAUGUUUCGAAACAUUUCGACGGUAGUGACAGGAAAGUAUUGGCACACCAUAUUUUCGGAUUUUUGUCCGUUCUGGGUUGAGCGGAAUUGUGGUGACACCUAGUUGAGUCGCUGAAGGUGACGCAGCACCAGCAUAACAAAUAUCUGCUUUUGGAUUCUGUACCGUUUUCGUGAGCUAGACCAGUUUGUCAAUAUCUUCUUUUUUUGACACCGCAGAUUUUCUCCUCUAUAUCAUGUGAUUUCCGGUUGCAUACGGGCGACGUCCUAGAACCAACGACUUCUCAAGGAACUGAAAAGAAAUGUGUCGGUGC